Limulus polyphemus (Atlantic horseshoe crab) is the source of this 1180-nucleotide messenger RNA. Its product is annotated as protein lethal(2)essential for life-like. The record is from RefSeq and is a predicted model, not a curated record. NCBI's taxonomy places the organism in Eukaryota, Metazoa, Arthropoda, Merostomata, Xiphosura, Limulidae. Gene Ontology annotation, biological process: protein refolding; response to heat. Gene Ontology annotation, molecular function: structural constituent of eye lens; protein folding chaperone. The transcript has a single exon. Bases 359 to 898 code for a protein of 179 amino acids.
AUUGCUAAUCCAUACAUCGUUUUUGUUAUACUUAGAUAUCUUUACUAUGUCACUUUUACAACACGCUUUAUGUUUGAUUGACAACAAAACACACCACACAACGCUCCUUGCGAAAUUUUUUCCAGGCCCAACAUUAUCUUACGAACAUUUCUAGAUCGUUCUCCCAUUGCGCAAUAACAGAGUAGAAUUCCAGCUCGUGCUUACGUAAAGAUUCUCGAACGAUCGAGAGGGCGUUGCGAAAACUACAUAUACACACACACAUAUAUAUAUAUAAAACCCAAACAGAGUAUUGUGUAAAACGUGUCAAGUAUAGUGACAAAGAUUUGAAACUUGAGUUUUUCUGAAAGCGUAUUUAAAAAUGGCUUUUGCGCGUAACAUUGUACCUGUGCUGCUUGGGCGAGAUUGGUGGGACGCCUGGGAUUUUCCUAGUCGUAUCGCAGAUCAACAUUUCGGGCUUGGGCUUCAUGACAGUGAUAUUAUAACACCGACUUUGUAUCAUGGCUACUACGUACGGCCCCGGCGACAAGUAAGCUGUAAGGCAGGUGGCGGCCUCUCUCAGGUGAAAAACGAAGCCGAUAAAUUCCAGAUUUUACUUGAUGUUAAUCAGUUUGAACCUAACGAACUAAAUGUGAAAACUGUCGAGAAUUUCGUUGUCAUUGAAGGUAAACAUGAAGAAAAACCAGAUGAGCACGGCUUUAUAUCCCGACAAUUUGUACGACGUUACAUGUUGCCCAAAGAAGUAGAUCCGGAAACUGUACAAUCUUCCCUGAGCUCGGACGGAAUUUUGACGGUCGAGGCACCUAAGAAAGUCUUGGAAGGUGAGCAGCAAAAGGAACGAGUGGUACAGGUAGAAAUGAGCGAUAAACCGGCGGUGAAAGACGGCCAACAAGGACAGUAAAAAUGUAAUAUUUGCGCGUUUUCCCUUUAUACUAAAUCAGUAAAUGCUAGCCAUUACAGAUCACGCAUUCAAUGAUCUAAUGUUAAUUAAUGUGUAAUUAAUAAUUCAGUGCUUAAGUUACAACUAUAAGAGCCUAAACCUUUUGUCAUUAGCAUUUACAAAAAAAAAAAUUGCUUCUCGAUAUAAAACAGUCCAAUGUUUGUGUAAUUGUGUGUAUAUUUCUUCUUGUAUUAAUGGAAUAAUUGAGACUUAUUUAAGAAAUAAAGUUACUGUUUGAAUGUC